GAUGACAUCGAGCGAUGCUUUGAUGAGUGGGAUUCGUUACCCUUUCAACAUGCCCUUGAACAGGGGCUGCUUGCGAUUCCCCGCUCCGCUGACUGGCAGCCUGUGCUGCCGACUUGUACUGUUGCUGGGAAACGACCUGAACGAUGUGGCACUUUUGAGCCGCAUCACUCGAUCCGUUCGUGCCGUCCGCCAGCUAGUACCUGAGUUGCCAUUCUUUGACGUCAUUGAUGAUGCCCUCCUUCAACAGGUCAAAGCUUUGGUUGAGACCUAUGUUCAACAGGAAGGUGCUGCGGCUAAGGUCAUUGCCCGUGAUAAGGCGUUGGCUGAAGGGGCAAUUUGGUCUGCCAAGUGGCAGGUCGAGUUCGUCUUUGAUGCGAAUGCCCUUCGCAGAAGCAUGGCCACCAUGGUGGCCAAAGCACCGGGUCCUGACAAUUGGGCGGCCUCCGACUUGCUUCGUAUGCCCGAUAAGUGGUGGCAUCAUGCUGCUCAACUUUGGGAUAAAGUUGUUGAACUGCGCAGGACGCCGCUUGCCUGGACUGCAGGCAAGACUUGCCUCAUCUGGAAGGACAGCACCAAAACUCGUCCGAUUACCAUUCUCCCAGUGAUAUGGCGAGCCGGAGCUCGCCUGCUCAAUGAACAGCUGCAUGGCUGGGCCUUGCUGAAACCUCGGUCGCGACCGCUCUUCAGCAACUUCAACAUGAGCUUGAUCACCAUGCCUGUGGAGCUAUUCAGCAAGAUAUCGCAGGUUUCUUCGAUAGUCUUGAUCACAAGCUUACGGCACAAGUUCUUCGGCAUCUCAGGGCUUCGGCUAGUCUGGUUGCUUUGGUUGAACACGUCUGGGCCACUGGCCGUCGAUCCGGUCACCGGACACGGUUACGUCGAUGACCGUCUCAUGCUCCUCAGGGCUCACGGCACCUACCAUGACCUCCGGCAGGCUGUUGAGCGCUCCAACAUCUUCGACCGUGGUUUUGGGCUGGAGGUGGCAGUGACGAAGUGUGCCGUGCUUGCGCGUGGCAAUGACGGGGAAGCCAGAGACCUUGCUGCCACGCUGCGAUAUAAGUUUGGUUCUGAGCUUCGCACCUUGGGGGUUAAGGUUUCGUUUGAGGGUCACUGGGGUUUGCUGCGAUUCUCUCCGGAGAAAUGCAUCCAACGCCUGCGGGCCAUCCGGAGUCUGCAACUGAGCAUUGUACAGGUCAAACCACUUGUUCGCAGCUUGGUUCUGCCGUGCAUCGCUUGGGCUGCUCCCUAUGCGAGCCCCGAUGCUGCGGACAUCACUCGCCUCGCGGCGGAGAUUGAGGCAUGCUUGGAAAUGAUGGCGGGACAUGGGGCUGCCAAAGUCCUCUUCUAUGAAAUAAUUGGCUGGGAGCUUGAGCCACAGUUUGCUGUUGACCUCGCCAUCCUCAGGGCUUUCUGGCGCACCAGUUGCAGGCCGGAUGCUUGGACUGAGAGUCUUCCCCUUACGGAACUUGGAGGCUAUGCGGCCCGUGUUCUACCACAGUUGCAGCCUACUCUUGCUCGGCUUGGAUGGUGGAUUUCUGAGGAUACUCGGACCAUCUCAUGCCAUGAUGAGGAGAAUGCCCUGAGAACUCUGCAUCUUGGGCGUGAAUCUUUCAAAUGUCUCCGCGAGUGGCUCGCGAUCUCGUACCGGCGGCUCUACUUCCACAAGACUUGGCGUGUGUGGCACCAUCACCCGCGUCCUGAAGAUCACGCCACGGGGCUGCAGUUGCCGGUCCCGGAUGCUGACCUUGAUUACCGAUUUGAGGGGCACAAACGCGCCUAUAAAGAAGCUGGCAACAAUCGUGAGCUGCAGCUCGCAGUUGUGGGUGCCGGGGCCAGCAACUGGCACUUCAACGCUGGAGGCAACUUCGACCCUGAUCAUCCUCGCCAUCGAUGCCCGUGUGGAGGGCUUCGACCUUCGAGGCCGCAUCUUGUGUGGAAUUGCAGUCAUUUUGAGGAGCUCCGCGGUGAUCUGGCGCCGCCCAGAGACAAAGCGGCCGAGAGACUUUUUGCCUUACCGGUCGGCCGAUUGCCGCGGGCACCGGCGUGCAUUGAUGCGCCUGGUUUCCAUGACGAGCUGGUGGACGCAGUAGCUGGACAUGCUCACCGGCGCAGAUUGGUUGUGGCUACUGAUGGCUCCUCCAAGGACUUUGUUGGGGCCAUGGGCUUCGCCAUUCAUGAACCUGGCUGCCGUCUGGCUUUUGGUGAUGCCUACGAGGACCAGCAGCCCUACCGCCUGGAGGUCACGGCCAUUUGGCAUCUGCUCCGGGCAAUUUCUGCUGCUAAGGACCGAAGCUCUGGAUUGCACCCGUGGGAUUGCCAGGAUGUUAUCUGCGUGGUGGACUGCGAGUCGGCGAUCACGGCGAUCGAAGGCAAGCGCGACUUUGACCUGAUGCUGGUGUUGCAGGACAUCCGUCACUUUCGCCAGCGGUUGCUAGGGCAAGGCAUCGACGUGUCCUUCGUGUGGUGCCCCUCGCACGGCAAAAGGCCGAAGUGGGCUCCUCCUCUUGGCCUGGAUCCACAGACCCUUCGCGAACUCAAUACUGCAGCUGACGUCGUGGCAGGCCAGUGCAUGCAGCGUCGACGGAAUGGCUCGGCGCGAUUGGCCUGGGCUCAACACUUGGAGACUGCUGCUGAGUGGGAGUACCGUGCGGUACGGGCAGUGGCGGAUAUUGCCAAGGCAUAUCACACUCACCUACUGCAGUUUGGUGCUCGACCACGUGAGCGCGAUCCUGGAUGA
Symbiodinium necroappetens is the source of this 2737-nucleotide messenger RNA. Lineage: Eukaryota; Dinophyceae; Suessiales; Symbiodiniaceae. The record is from the annotation of a GenBank genome assembly.